UGUGCAGUCUCGGUAGCGGCGGUGACCCACAGUGAUUUGGCUGCUGCGCCGGGGGGUGGGGGGUUGCGCGGGACUCUUUUCUCUCAGACUGACCGCGGGGCAGCUGGGGAGCAUGUCGACCCCGGCCCGGAGGAGGCUCAUGCGGGAUUUCAAGCGAUUGCAAGAGGACCCACCUGUGGGUGUCAGUGGUGCACCAUCCGAAAACAACAUCAUGCAGUGGAAUGCAGUUAUAUUUGGACCAGAAGGGACACCCUUUGAAGAUGGUACUUUUAAACUAGUAAUAGAAUUUUCUGAAGAAUAUCCAAAUAAACCACCAACUGUUAGGUUCUUAUCCAAAAUGUUUCAUCCAAAUGUGUAUGCUGACGGUAGCAUAUGUUUAGAUAUCCUUCAGAAUCGAUGGAGUCCAACAUAUGAUGUAUCUUCUAUCUUAACAUCAAUUCAGUCUUUGCUGGAUGAACCAAAUCCAAACAGUCCAGCUAAUAGCCAGGCAGCACAGCUUUAUCAGGAAAACAAACGAGAAUAUGAGAAAAGAGUUUCGGCCAUUGUUGAACAAAGCUGGAAUGAUUCAUAAUAGACAACUGGUCUGUUAAUCUUUUUCAUCAUUGUUGUGUAUAAUUUACCUCUCAGUAGAAAGGCUAAUAAAUUUUAAGUGCCACAAGUUUUAAGGAUUCGGCAGAAAAAAAAAAAAUCUUCAGUUUAGAACCCACAGAAGCUUGUGUAUCUUGAUUAAUGUACUUUUUAUUGCAUGGUAUGAACUAAGUUAUUGCUGCAUAAAUUUGUAAUAUAUCCUGUUUGUAUUUUUUUCCAAGUGUAUAAUGUUGGUGUGGAGUUUUCAUGACAGAAUAUACACAUUUUGUAAAUCUGUACUUUUUUCAAAUAUUGAAUGCCUUAUUUUUGAAUUCUUUAGAUUUUUAAAUUGGAGAAAAGCACUUAAAGUUUUUUAUAUAUGAAUAUUACAUGUAAAGCUGUUAAAAUACAUAACUUCAGUGCAAGAGACUUUGUCACUUAUUUCCUUAUCUGUAGGAGGGGUUAAUAAGUCUCUAGCUCUCCAUCAAUUGUCAAUUGAUAGUUUCAUUUCCAAUUUCAAAAGAACAUAUUUAUAGUUUAUCAAGAAAAUCUUCAAGUUUGAUUCAAAAUACCAAUAAUCUCCAACUUUAUUUUGAAUGUACCUACAUUAGUUUCAAUUGAGUAGUAUAGACAUAAUUGGUUUGAUUCUGUCCAACUCUAUAUUUAUGCCACUUGUUGUAGUUUCUUCAUGCAUUACUUACUGUUAAACUGUACCUUUUGCUGUUUCACAAUUGGCACCUCUGUUGGAGCAGAGAAGUGGUGCCACUUAUUUUGCUGCUUCAUAGCACUUUAAAAGAUUUUUUGAUUAAUGAAGAAAGUCAAACCAUAAACACUACCAAAAUUCCAUGCCCCAGUAUUAGCAAUGAAUUGGUUGCAUUGGCUUGAGCAAGGCAGAUGUUUGGAAGGAAUUUUGGUGUAAUUUAAAUAUUUGAAACCUAUGUUUUAAUGCAAUCGCAUAUCUGUUUAUUCUAGGAAAAUGUUUUAACACCAGGGCCUGCUGAGUUGCUUUCUCUUGUGGAGAUUUUUUUUUUAAUCUCCUAAAUUAUAUAAAAGUUGUACUGCAUCUUAGUUUGCUGGAUAAAUUUAAAACACAGUAUUGUAGAAAGCUAAUACAAAGCUAUCCUAUGCCUUCAAAUAGUACAGAAAAUGGAAAAUACACAAGUAAAUUCUGUUGAACCACCCGUGUAGUCUCUCUAGUAGUUAAAACAGCUGUUUUAGUAACCCCAAGAGUUUCUUGUUAUAUUUAUACCAACCUCCUGGGAAUAAGCUAACAGUUGCCUCUAUAUUGGAAGACUGGGUUGCAGGAUGCCAGUAUCUACACCUUCUAAUGAUUAAGCAGACUUUAACACUGGAAUGGAUAGGUGCUGAUGUUUCCCUUUAAAAGUUGUUACUUGGCAAAUUUUGGGGUAUGUGAUCUUAGGGAACUUUGAUACAAAUGGGAGUUCACUCAGUAAAAUCAUGACCAAAAAAGAGAUGCUUUUUUUAAAGGUACUUUAUGGUCAUAUUAAAUGUGUGAUGCUUUUAUGGUUUAGCUCUAAAACAAAUUAUAGACAUUUACUCCAGUGACUUCUAGAUUAAAUACACAGUAGCUAUGAGGGUUUCAAGUAUUGAUAGAUAAUUAUAGGGGAGUUACAUUUUACUUUGCAGGGAGGUCAGUGAGCUCUGAAUCCUAAAUGCAGCACAUGCAUAAAAUUCAUACCUAAUCCACAUUCCUUUUGGAGAAAAUCUUUAGGAGGGUUCUUUCUCUUAGUAACUCCUCACUGUUUUUUCUUUAAACCUUGGAACAGAUUCCUAUUUCUUUGGUUGUAUAUCAGAUGUAAACCUUGGACUUACAAGGUUAUGUCAUACAAAAAAUGUUUACUUUUAAACUCUAAGUAAAUUUUUUUUUUUAUAAAUGUAUGGUAUGGCAAGAAGCUAGAACUAAGAUGUUUUGAUACAAAGUUGGAUUGUUGGAUUCACGUUAAAAUUUAAAUGCAUUUGUGAUGCAAUUCCUCUGUAACAAUACCUCUAGCAUAGAACAAUCUGUGCAAGGCACUAUUCUGAGCACUUUAACAUAUAUUAUUUCAUUUCAAAAGCACAGUAAUCCUAUGAGGGUAGGUACUAUUAUAGAUAAGAAAACUAGGCACUGAGAGAUGAAGUGACUUGCUCAAAGUCAACCAGCUAGUAAGUGAGAAAGUUGGGAUUUUUAACCCGUAACUGUACUAUCCCUUAAGAGAUAUUAAGGGAUUGAGUUUAGUUUUGGAAAUUCUACUGAACUUAAAUAUCCCAAUUUGUGGAAAUACUUUAGUUAAUUUAGAGUUAUACACAAACUUGUAUCUAUCCAGUGAGAUUUUCUUGACCACCAUUUUCCACCUCUUUUUUUUUUUUUUUUUUUUUAAUGUAACAAGUCUGGAUAUAGGCACACUUUCUGGUCUCUAAUAUAAAGGACUAUUACUUAUCAAUAAACCACAUUUUUCUCCCUUCCUGGAAA
Cynocephalus volans (Philippine flying lemur) is the source of this 3037-nucleotide messenger RNA. It is a transcript of the gene UBE2B, whose product is annotated as ubiquitin conjugating enzyme E2 B. Gene Ontology annotation, molecular function: ubiquitin conjugating enzyme activity. The record is from RefSeq and is a predicted model, not a curated record. Gene Ontology annotation, cellular component: HULC complex. Bases 113 to 571 code for a protein of 152 amino acids. Gene Ontology annotation, biological process: DNA repair; proteasome-mediated ubiquitin-dependent protein catabolic process; protein polyubiquitination. Lineage: Eukaryota; Metazoa; Chordata; Mammalia; Dermoptera; Cynocephalidae. The transcript has 6 exons.